Eimeria mitis is the source of this 2040-nucleotide messenger RNA. RefSeq lists its product as uncharacterized. The transcript has a single exon. Gene Ontology annotation, molecular function: protein binding. The record is from RefSeq and is a predicted model, not a curated record. The coding region runs from base 1 to 2040 and encodes 679 amino acids. Lineage: Eukaryota; Apicomplexa; Conoidasida; Eucoccidiorida; Eimeriidae.
AUGUGGGCAGACACCCCAUGGUACCUGUACAUACACCACCACCCCGAGCUGCUGCCGGGUCUGCUGACGCCGACUCCGCUGCCUCCUUCGAUCACUCCCAGUGCGCCUUCAUCUGCAGCAGCAGAAGCUGCUGCUGCUGCUGCUGCUGCUGCUGCUGCAGCCCAGCGAUCCAGGCAUCAGCAACAGCUGCGUCUAGGAGCAGCAGCUGAAAGGGUUCCCCCCAAAUGGAGAACACCUCCGAAGCCUGAUAAGGAGCAGCAGCAGCUGCUGCAGUUGCUGCUGGAGGGAUCUUCGCAUCCUCAGCAGCAGCAACAGCAGCAGCAGCAGCAGCAAGAAGAGCAGCGGCAGCAGCAAACUCGUGCUGCUGCUGCGUGGAAUACUGCUUCAGCUAGUCGCCUAUGGGCCCGUCACCCCCGCAGUGUCUCCUCAGCUAACUCUCCCUGGCGCCGCUUUGCUGCGUUGACGCCCAGCAGCAGCAGCAGCAGCAGCAGCAGCAGGAGUGUAGUAGCAGGCAGCGCCGCGUUGCCUUCUGCUCAGCAGCAGCAGCAGCAGCAGCAGCGACAACAGCAGCAGCUGGCUGUGCGCUGCCGCUGGCUAGGACUUUCGGGUGUUUCGUGCUGCAGGGGUUGGGUGGCGGUGUUGGGGCGGGACGGCCGUCUCUGCUGCUUCGAUGCACUUGAGGGUCGUCUGCUGCAGCAGCAGCAGCAGCAGCAACAGCAGCAACAGCAGCAGCAGGUGACAUCUCCCGAGGGAGCUGCAGCAGGUGCUGCAGCAGCAGCAGCAGCUUGUCAGCCUAUAUCCUGCUACUCUACAGCCAUACACCGCAGAGUCGCAGACAGCGCGCUGAGCAGCGCAACACAUUUGGGUUCUUCUCGGGUUGUAGCAUUGGGGUGUACAGACGGCAGCAUCUAUUUGCAGCAGUUGCCGCAGCGGGACCUUGAAUCCACAACCAUCACCAGCAGCAACACCAGCAGCAGCAGCAGCAGCAGCAGCAGCAGCAGCAGCAAGGGUGUGUGUUUAUAUGCGUUUUCUUCUGCUGGUGUUCGUAAGGAAAAGCAACGUGUUGUGGGUCACCUCGACUCUGUAUUAAGUUUAUGUUAUAAUGGGAGUGAAGGCUGUCUCAUAUCAGGAGCAGCAGAUGCAACCGUCAGGGUUUGGGGUGUAUCUCCAGCUGCUUUGCUGCUGCAGCGGCUCUUCGAUGAGCCUCUAUCAGAGGUAACAGCAGCAGCAGCAAGCGGCUCGCUAGUUCUAGCGGGUACUGCUGCUGGGGAUCUGCUGCUGUGGGACCUGCGCUGCUCCUCCCCGUUUGUAUGGGGGGCCCCCCAUGGGGGCCCCCAUGAACACAGGGGCCCCAUAAGAGCUUGUGGGUUCGCUGAUGGAGGCAGAAUCACAGCUCUUGUACAUACACCGCAAGCUGCUGCAGCACUACGCAGAGAGGAGCAGCAGCAGCUGCAACAAAUUGGGGUGGAGAGGCCGUGUACAGCCGAGCUGCAACAGAAUACAGCCCGAGGCGGCAGCACAACAGCAGCAGAUGCAGCAGCAACAGCAGCAGCAGCAGCAGCAGAUAUACCUGGUGCACCUGAUGCAGCUUUUCCAAUUCAAGUGUGGGAGCUGCGAGGCAGCAGCAGAAUACCCCCCCGCAGCCAGGCUGGGGUGUAUGUACACGGUGGCUCCCCGUCAGCUGUUGUUACAUGCGGGGUCCUCGAUGAUAGCGGGCUUGCGCUGCUAGCAUUCAUAGAAUCUCCUGCUGCAUCAGCUGCUGCUGCUGGUGCAUCUGCUGCUGCUGCUGCUGCUGCUGCUGCUGGUACUGGUGGCGGCGUAUAUAGGGCUGGGUUACGGCUGGUGGAUUGCCUCAAGAAAGAGGAGAUAUGGGGGGCCCCCCUACGAGCAGUAGGGGCCCCCCGCUACAUUUCUGUGUGGCCUGGUGCUGCUGCAGCAAGUGAAGGAUUGCCUCUUGAGGGUUCGAGUGCUGGCAGCUGGGGCCCCACAGUUGUUGCUGUCGGCGAGGCAGCGGGGGCUGUGGAGGUCCUUUGGGUGUAA